CUCCCUCUGUCUCUUCACUUCUUUGGGGAGAGACUGCAGAGACCUCCAAGGUCACGAGAGGUGUGGUUUCAGGAGGGAAAACUGCCCUGCCAGACCAGUUCCCAAGCAGGAGAGCUGAGAAAGCAGCACAGCUGGUGAACUCCUAUGACUUGUGUUCGCGCAGCAGAACAUUCAGGGACAACAAGCUUGAUCAUUCUUGAAGGCAAAGAGGGCAACAUCAUCACUGCUGGCGAUGGAGGCUGGACCAGACGCUCAGGCAGUUCCACGCAGUGGCCCACUCACCAGUGAACAGCUUGCCGCCAUCGAUGACGAGCAGACCCUUAAUGACAUGCUGGACAAGACGGAGGAUUUUGAGCAGAGGCGAAUGAUCCGUGCCGCCAUGAGGGACCUACUGAAGAGAAAACGAGAGCAGCGCGAGCGCGAGCGAGGGUCAAGGCAGAAGGACCUGCGUCAGCAGGGCGUGUGUGCCGGGGCUCCGCCGGGGGGCAUGGGCAAAGGGCAGAAGGCUGCUAAUGGCUCCAACACUCCCAAGGGGUCGCCACAAAAGACCACAGCAUCAGCACCCUCUUCAUCCAGAUCUGUCCCUAAAUCACAAGACAGCCCCAGCAGCCCAUCUAAUACCAAGGUCAAAGAUCAGCAGCCCUGUCUUGGAGAGGCUGCAGUCCCAAACAGCAAGCACGUAAAGCAGAUGCUACUGGAUUGGUGUCGGGCGAAGACCGAACCCUACGAGGGUGUAAAAAUCAAGAACUUCUCGUCCAGCUGGGCCGAUGGUUUGGCGUUCUGUGCCCUGGUGCACAGGUUUUUCCCAGAAGGCUUUGAGUACUGCAACCUAGACCCUUACGACCGCAAGGCCAACUUUGAGAUGGCUUUCAAGACUGCAGAAAGGCUGGCAGGCUGCCCUGCUCUGCUGGAUGUGGAUGAUAUGCUGCGGAUGCUGGAGCCUGACUGGAAGUGCGUGUACACCUACAUCCAGGAGUUCUACCGCUGCCUGGUGGAGAAGGGCCUUGUUAAAACCAAAAAGAAAACCCCUUAGAAAGACUCCUGAUGGAAACUACUGGUGAAGGGAAGAUAUGCUAAGCGAAAGAUAACUUUCAUGAGAAUGUGAUCUUGACUGUUGAGUUUUAAAAAUAAAAUGCGUUCGAUAUGCUA
Molecule: messenger RNA, 1149 nt
Organism: Clupea harengus (Atlantic herring)
Lineage: Eukaryota; Metazoa; Chordata; Actinopteri; Clupeiformes; Clupeidae
Gene: smtna
Product: smoothelin a
Molecular function (GO): protein binding
Source: RefSeq, a predicted model, not a curated record